Molecule: messenger RNA, 4549 nt
Organism: Lentinula edodes (shiitake mushroom)
Lineage: Eukaryota; Fungi; Basidiomycota; Agaricomycetes; Agaricales; Omphalotaceae
Exons: 6
Coding region: 392-4372 (1326 amino acids)
Source: RefSeq, a predicted model, not a curated record
CGCGUCCGUUUUGCCAAUGAAACCUGAAUGAAACGCUGGCAUCACAGGCUGCGAUUUGAUCAAAUAGUUGUAGUUCCAGUGUACAUAGUGGCAAGUGCUCUAGAUGUUUUGGCACCCGGCGGCGGGUUCAAACUUCAGGCGCUUACCUUUUCCCAACUUGGAAAGGCCAUCAUAAUUUGUUGAUCCUUUCUCCCAAUUUCCUCGUUCCGCUUGCUGCAAUCCCUUCACGUCCCCUAAAUGCUCAUCUAACGAUUAUUGCCUUCCUCUGAUUUACUGACCUUUCGUGCUCAUAUUGAACCUUUUUACAUUUUGGAUUAUCCGCAGUUGGUUGGGUCGGGUAUUUUAUUAGGCAGUGCGUUUGCAAAGUGAUACUCGUCGUCAAUCCACAGAAAUGUCGACAACGAACGAUACGACAAGUUCUUCCGAUAAUGUACACACUACUCCGACAUCCACAACCACGACUUCGCUUUCACCGACAUGGGCACCUCCGAAGGCACCAUUACCACCUCAUCGACUUGCAAAGCUAGCAAAUGCACUGGGUGUAUCGACUCCGAUUCCAGUUCACCACAGAAAAAACAGGGCAGAUAGAGCACCCAGUCCAUAUUUGGUUCCGUCGCCAGCUUUCUCAGCUCUUUCGCUAAAUACGCCGGAUGCAUACGCUUCGAUACGUGAAACUUAUGGCUCCCUCAGACGAUCUCCUACUCCUUCCUCUGCAGGCAGCAUUGUGAAUGCUGGGAGCUCUUAUACCUUCACUUCAAAAUUCCUUCUCCACGUGAUUCCCCCUGUUUACCUUCCGCACGACUCCCAAUUGAAGGACAAUGUCCCUUCUGGGUCAGGCUACCAUUCCCAGUUCCGAAGAGGUACUCUGGUCGCAGUACAUCCGACGCUUCAGGCCCAGCUAUGGGCUAUCGCAAAAGAGUACGCUUUACCCAGUAUAACGGGUAUCGUUUUGUACAUUGUGAACACUUCUCAGCCUGCUCAGGAUCAAACGACACCGACGGGCGCGGAAGACGAAGGAGUAGAUGAGCCUGGUCCCAGAUUAUCCGAAGAAAUUUGGAGGCACUUAUGGACAAGGGUGUGGAAGGCUGAGCGCGAGGAGUUGCCCCCAGUAUUAGCUCCUUUCGGAUUACCGGGUCCAGUAACCUCUCCGCCUUUACUCGCAAUCGACACGGGAACGCCAGUGUCUCCGCUAAGGCCGUUCCUGUCAACUGCGGGCACCAACUCCGAAACUGCUCUGAGCCAAUUGGGGUCGUAUCCUUCCCCGUCAACGCCGUCUAGCGCAUCUACCCUUGCCUUCGCUAGGUCCCUCCGCUCUCGCUCGCCGACAUCCGAAGGUCCUGACACUGACACUCCCCCUACCUCUCAUUCCAAUUCUCUCGAUAGCACCGAUGUUGACACUAAUCUUCUCCGCGCCAACUCGCUUCCGUUACCGGGGCUCAACUCUCCUUCACUAAUGCCAAUUCUUGCGAAAGUGGAGUUCGAUAUAGAUAGGAAGAAAGCGGGCUGGUACGAACCAUGGGCCAAACGGCGGAGGGUGAAGAAGAAAAAGAAGGCAAAAUCUGAUGUACUUGCUAACGAUCCUCCAAAGCGUCUGAAAUUGGCUGGAAGCGCGCGAACGGACAGUCCAGGAUCGGCAUUUUCGUGGACAGAUCAAGGUGCUCUAGAUCAACUCUCCGACGAUGAACAAGAAGACGACGAUGAUGACAUUGGAGACGAAGAUGAGACCGCUAGAGUUCUAUCAACUUCUGGUCCCGUAGGUUCUCGGUCACGAAAAAAUUUGCAUGAUUUGUCACUUGAUGACGACGACAGCGAGUCUGACGAUGAUGGUGUUGAACAGGGCGAGCUCACUAGGGGUGCGGAGGAGAUAUCUGAAAUCAUGGCGCAAAUGGGACAAAAACCGUCUCGUUCCAAUUCUCUGUCAAGAAAGCGCAUUCCGCCUCCCUUAGUCCUUCAUCCUGCCGGUGGUGCCGCCAGUAAAGAGCUCAAAGUCCCUAGUCCUCUCAACUCAGCAACUUUUACCCCCCCAGGUAGCAGUAGUAGUAGCGGAAGCACAAGUCUGCCUUAUCUGAAAGGUGUUUCACCUAAUGAUGGUAGGGAAAGAUACAUGAACCAUCCCGAAGGUUCAGACUUUUCUGAAUUGUUGGACGACGAGGUUGAGAGAUACAGAACGAAGAGCCCAAUGGAAACCGAGAAGAGAACCGGUGGCGUUUAUGAUGAUUUUGAUCUGGAUUUAGGAGAGCUCGAUGACGACGACCCCCAUGACCGGAGGAGAAGUCAAAUUAUCUUCAAAGCCAAACUGGAUGAAAUCGAACGGAAUCUCGCUCAACUUUCACCUCGAGCUCUCAAAUCCGACCUUGAAGAUGACCAAUUUUCAUCCAGUGCUCGUCUUUCCUCACCUGGUUCUCCGUUCUUGGGCAUUCCCGCUGGUAGACAAGGCACCCCAGCCUUAAUGAACUCUGAUAUCUUACCUCCAACCCCAAACACAGUCAACUUCAACGAGAGUCCUACCAGACCCAGAAGAGGUUCCAAUGCCACUUCUACUUCUCCCGCUCGUGCGCAGUGGCCGGCUGUCCCAUACUCUGUUUUGACUGAAGAAGAGGAGGAUACACCUGGACCUAUCCGGAGGUCUCGUGCCGAAUCCACUAGCGUUUCCCCUCCACGGCUUGCCAUUAAUGGUGUAUCAACAUUUGCCCCUAAUGCAUUUAAACGUCAGGACUCGCUCAGUGGGUCCUCAGACAUUUCCGCUGAGACCAUGAAAAGGCGUAGAGAGGCUGAGGAAGAACAAAACCUUUACCCCGCUUUAAACUCACUUUCCAAUGUUGAAACCAGUUCGCAAAAUAGCUCUCCGAUCAUCCCUUUGUCGCCAGAUCCUUUCGGUAGAUUCUCCUCCACGCCUGAACCGCCUGAGGGAACCCGUCACAGUGUCAAAGUUUGGGACAAAGUGCCCUUUGGCGGGUCAGUCGAACAACUGAUCCAAAACAGUAAACAGAGACGAACAACGUCGAUAUCUGGGACUGGUGUCACGGAGGCACCUUCACGAAAUAGCGAAGCUUCGAGUCGCUUUUCGGCUGAUUCGACCAAAGAUAACAUCGAAGUUCCUGCGUCGAUAGCCAAGAAUUUGUCAGGAUCAUCCACAGGGGGCAAGGACAGCGUUAAAGAAAAGACAGGGAAUAGAACAACUGUGAUGAGCAUGAAAGGUAUCAAGAAGCUAUGGAGGAAGUCUAACAAGACCUCAGUCUCCAUGGCUGUUCCCCCUACACCCAUCCCAGAAUCUCCUAUGUUUCCACCGGGACACCCAACCGAUGAGCCUCUCAAGUCCCCACCCAUAUCGACACUCCCUUCAACUCGUGCUCCUUCUCCUCAGUCCCUCCAGAACUUACCCCAGUCCUCCUCUGUUCCUAUCAGGCCCUCCAGACCAUCAAAGGAGGAGCUCGACAUUCCUGAUAUCCCUGAUCAACUAGCGAUUCCUUUGCAGCCUGAAAAUGGUAGACCUGCGCCGAUGCCCAUUAUAGCUGCACAAAUGCAGGUUGGAUUGCGUUUGAGAUCGUCAACCAAUGGAGAUCGUAUGCAGUUUGACCAGGAAAGCCCGUAUCCUAUGCCCGCUAGGAGGCCUCAGCAGAGGAAGAUGAGCGUGAGUACAAAUAGUGUUCACUCAGCUCCCCAGCUUCCUAGCAGAACACCGUCUCCGACUAGCUCCACCGGGGGUUCAAUAGGUGCUGCAGCAGGUGCUUCUAUGAUGGGAGAAAACAGACAAGCAAACGUCAGGAAAUCGAUCCUGAAAUGGAAAGCUGCUGCAGCUGCACACCAGAACAAUGAACAGACAAAUUCUAACAGUGAUUCCCGUAGCAACCCUGAACGUAUUGCUUCCAAUAGCACAGUCCGACCACGGGCACCGAGUCUUAACAAUGGGUCACAUCGAUCCUCGGUCAGCACUUCCGAAAUUCCGCCCAGUCCCAAAAUUCCUGAACACUUUCUGUCCUCUCGAGCACCUCCCGAACACUUGCGCACGGGAUCUCAUUUAACAAAUUCCUCAACGGAUUCGAGACUAACGAACACGACAGAUCUUUCAUCCUUCCAAUCGCUGAAUAGUCCCUCGUCCUCGCAGACAUCGCAUGGCUCUCCUCCGUCCAAGCUAAAGACUGAUUUGAAUCGAAAUUCUAGCCUAGAUUCAUCUGCGAAAUUGAGCAUGGACUCCAGCGGACUUCGGAAAAUGAGUUUUGACUCCCAAUCUGACAGGCGGACGACGGAUGAUGAUGACGCGUACUCGGACACCCAUCCAAGUAUAGACUCGUCGCAGUUCGAGAUGGUGUCUCCGAAGAUGGAGGUUGGCACGUUAACAUAUCCUUAUACAACAGUGGGGAUGCACCAAUGAUAACCCGUGGACUGAUCACUGCAUUUCGAACCUGAUCCUGCGCAUAGCUCACUUCUUUUUCCGGGACCACGGGUUAUCCACUCAGGACCUCUCAUGGAUUUUUUUUCAAAAUCUACCAUCAACUUAGCAUCUGUAAAUUAUCUUUUUGGUUCCGUUCUUCGUAUCAACAUUCUAUUU